Messenger RNA from Cyprinodon tularosa, 799 nucleotides. Its product is annotated as arf-GAP with dual PH domain-containing protein 1-like. Gene Ontology annotation, cellular component: intracellular membrane-bounded organelle; plasma membrane. The annotation marks the transcript as partial. Gene Ontology annotation, molecular function: GTPase activator activity. Lineage: Eukaryota; Metazoa; Chordata; Actinopteri; Cyprinodontiformes; Cyprinodontidae. The record is from RefSeq and is a predicted model, not a curated record. The transcript is spliced from 5 exons.
AACCUUUUAUAUGAGCCAGAGGGCUGAUACGGUCAGUCAGUCACUGUGAGGCCGACUGACGUUUCUUUCACUUCCUUUCUCGGUUAUUUCUGGAUGUCUGUGUUUUGUAUGCAGAACAAUUAACUUCAUGAUGCUGCCCUGCUAAGAGGAAAUACCGGCCCAGUGAGAAGAAGCAGCGUUUUCUAGCUGCCGCCGAGCAGAGCUGGAACCAGCAUGGAGUUGAUACCUAGUAGCUGAAUCUGCUGGUAGAAACAGGCAGCUUUCCUCUAUGGCCAGUCAGGGAAGAAACAACCGAAUCCUGCUGGAUCUGGUGCAGCAGGCGGGAAACGACCUGUGUGCUGACUGUGCUGCUCCUGAGCCUGACUGGGCCUCGUACACGCUCGGCGUGUUUGUGUGCCUGAACUGUUCUGGGAUGCACCGUAACCUGCCCUCAGUCAGCAGAGUGAAAUCCAUACGCCUGGAUUACUGGGAAGACUCUUUAGUUCAGUUCAUGCAACAGAUGGGAAAUACUGCUGCCAAAGCUGUUUUUGAGAAGUGUGUCCCGUCCUUCUAUUACAGGCCGCGGCAUCACGACUGCAUUGUUCUGAAGGACCAAUGGAUCCGUGCAAAGUAUGAAAGAAGGGAGUUCACUGGAGAAAGAAACGACUUUCUGCAAACUUACAAUCAAGAUCUGUUUGAAUCCACACUCUGGAAGAAGGGCAAAGACAACAAGCAGUAUCUGAAGAGAACCUUCCAGCUGUCUCAGAGGGAUUUCACCCUCAGAUACUUUACAAAGGAGGAUGUGAGUUCCCUUAAGAGA